CUACGUUUGAACGAUGUGCCGUGACUUUAGUAUUGUGCCAGCGACGGGCGGCCGAAGUUGUCAUGAUUGGAGGUUUUGACUAAGGCAUCUCCCUCCACUGAGCCAGUGUGUGUCAGCCAGCAGCAGCAGCAGCUCGAUCUCAGUAGGUACACUCUCAGCGGGUCUCUCCCUGUGGGUGAAGUGCUUUCUUCCCCCUCGCGAUCAGCCACAGAGGCUGUGCGUCCAAUGGCUUUCACUGCCCUGACACCCCACGUCUAAGCAUCAUCAUGGGGGAGGUAGUCCAGAUGCACUUCACCACAGCAGACUAUGUCAUCUUUGCCUUGCUGCUGGUGGCCUCAGCUGGCAUCGGCCUCUUCUAUGCCUUCUCCGGUGGGCGCCAGCGCACAACACAGGAGUUCCUGAUGGCUGACCGCUCCAUGAGCUGCCUGCCUGUGUCUCUGUCCCUGCUGGCCACUUUCCAGUCAGCUGUGGCCAUCCUGGGCGCUCCGUCUGAGGUGUACACCUUUGGAACCCAGUACUGGUUUCUGGGCUGCUCCUACUUCUUGGGCCUGCUUAUCCCAGCUCAUGUUUUCAUACCAGUCUUCUACCGGCUGCGGCUGUCCAGCGCCUACGAGUAUCUGGAGCUGCGCUUUAACAAGACGGUUCGCAUAUGUGGGACAGUGACAUUCAUCUUUCAGAUGGUCAUUUACAUGGGGGUGGUCCUUUAUGCUCCAGCCUUGGCUCUCAAUGCAGUGACAGGUUUUGACCUGUGGGGGGCAGUGCUUGCCAUGGGAUUGGUGUGCACUCUGUAUACUGCUCUGGGGGGCCUGAAGGCAGUGAUCUGGACCGACGUGUUCCAGACAGUGGUGAUGUUUGCAGGACAGCUGGCGGUUAUCGUAGUGGGGGCCAGUCAGGCAGGGGGCAUAGGAGAGGUCUGGAGGAAAGCAGUCAACGGCAGCCGCAUUUCUGGACUAGACUUGAACCCUGACCCACUAGAGCGUCACACCUUCUGGACUCUGGGUGUGGGGGGAAUCUUCCUGAUGCUGGCUCUGUACGGGGUCAACCAGGCCCAGGUGCAGAGAUACCUCAGUUCACGCACAGAGAAAGAAGCUGUCAUGUCCUGCUAUGUUGUUUUCCCAUGCCAGCAGAUCGUCCUGUGUUUAGGUUGUCUGAUGGGUCUUGUCAUGUUUGCUCGCUACGGAGAGGACAGCCCUCUGGACAAGGGCUACGUCAAAACUAAUGACCAGAUGGUGCUGUACUUUGUGAUGGAUGUGUUCAGGGACCUGCCCGGGCUCCCAGGGCUGUUUGUGGCCUGUCUCUUCAGUGGAGCUCUCAGCACCAUCUCAUCAGCCUUCAACUCCCUAGCAACAGUAACUAUGGAGGACCUGAUUAAACCUCAUUUUCCAAACAUGCCUGAAUCUAAAGCCACACUGCUGUCCAAGGGACUUGCUUUAGCAUAUGGUCUGGUGUGUCUGGCUAUGGCCUACCUUGCCUCCCUAAUGGGAUCUGUGCUGCAGGCAGCCUUCAGUAUCUUUGGGAUGGUGGGUGGGCCCCUGCUGGGCCUCUUCUGUCUAGGAAUGUUCUUCCCCUGGGCAAACUCGAUUGGUGCAGUGGUUGGGUUAGUAGCGGGCCUUGCCAUGGCCUUCUGGAUCGGCAUUGGCAGUUUUGUGAUGCGAAUGUCUGCUUCCUCCCCGGUACCUCCACUAAACGACACCGCUCUGCCUCUGUUUGACAACAUGACCACCACUGUCAUGACCACACUGGUCAGCGCCACUACUGCCAAGCCAAGGCCGACAGGUGUGGAGGCUCUUUACUCAUUGUCCUACAUGUGGUACAGUGCUCACAACUCAGCCACUGUGGUGGUGGUAGGACUGAUAGUCAGCUUGCUAACAGGACCUAUGAAGGAGAAGGAGCUGAGCCCCGGCACAGUGUAUCCAGUCCUGGGCACGCUGCUCUUCUUCCUGCCUGAGCGCUACAGAGAAAAGCUCUGCUGUGUCACUCCUCUGGCUCAGAAGCCCAAAGAAAUCAACGCACAGCCUUACCAGAAGGCCAAGAAAGACAGCAACGGAGCAGCUUACUGCAAAGACGACACCGUCUCGGAGGACAAAGACACACAGACUGAGCGAGCACAAGCACAGGAGGAAGACUUGGAAACGAGGAUCGCUUUGCCCUCAUGCCAGCUGGCAUCUUACACAGUUCAGGAGACAGUCCUAUGAUCUCUUUUUUUUUUUUUUUUGCAUUGAUUGAUAACACACACACACAUACACACACUGAAUGUCAGUUCUUUGGGAGACAGGUCACAGAUGUGAAGUCCAUCACUAAUUAGAAGGACUUUGGCUGAAUCUUAUUAUAGAAAGGCACUGUGGGCUUCAGUAUCUGUGAGGGGGGGGGGGGUGUUUGGUACUAACUCAGCAUCUGCCAGUCUGGACCAGUGCAUAAACCCAAAAGACAGCAGUCCAUGAAAAAAAAAAAACUCUUCAGUCGAUCUCUGUUAGAGACUCUGAUACACGCACAGGCUGUUGGGUCUGUCCAGAUGUGUGCAGAUGUGUGUGUGUGUGUGUGUGCGCGUGCAAUUUAAAGUUAGAUAAAGAAGAGAUACCGGGCUGCUCUCCUGCACAAUGAGCUGCUCCACUGUGACUGGAUUCAGUCAUGCCAAACAAAAAAAAAACAAAAUCAGGUAGGUAAAAGAUGUAAUAUGUGUUAUUUUUGUAGAGAAGAUGGAAACCUAAAAUCCCAGAACAUGCAUCAGAGAAUUAUAAUAUGAAAAGAAAAAAACAAAACAUCUAGAGAGACAUAACUUCAAUCGAAGGCAUGAACCAUCUGUGCUACUGUGAUAGUGUAGUGUCUUUACAUGGCCUUGGUUUAAUACUAAUCGUCGCCUUCUAGCUGCUACUAUAGAUGUCUUACUACAAAAGAGUCUACAAAGGUGAAGCCGUGGGUUCAGGUGAGGGCAGAGGUGGUGCACCGUGGGUCACGUGAGACGGAGCACAGUAAAUCCUCAGCUGAUAUAAACCACGUUCUUAUAAACAGUGUAUGUGAUGAGAAAGCCACCCAGUGGGUGUGCAGAGCUGCUGUGUGCACAUGCUCUUGUUGUUGAUAUUUUCCACCUCGUUCCCUCCUCUGAGGACCUGUGUACCUGUGAUGUGCCACUGUUCGCUCCUUCAUUGCUCCUCACAGUCGUCGGUUUACUCCGCAGUGAGCAGUAAAUCGGAUUUCACAGGAUAUAUUUAUUUUACGCUCAGAAAUUUGACACUCAAAUGAAGUGUCAGUAAAUAUAGUGCACUGUAGUAUAUGGUACAGCAAACCGCUUCAUCUCUGGAUAAGAUGGUGAGAUAAUUUUGUGAAAAAUAAGAUGUUUUACUUGAUUGAUUGAAUAUUUAAGCACAGUUAUGUUGUUAUUUGUUAGUUCCUGGCCAGGAUAAUGAAUGAUCAGAGCACUGACUUGUAUUAAUGAACUAGUUCACUGUGUUAAACCAUACUGACAGGCCUGUGUGUACAUUCAGAGAGUAAGUGCUCACUGUAAUUGUUCUUCCUGCCUCUGCUGGUCAUAGAGAGACACCUUCCUAACAAGGUUUCAUUGCAUGUGAUGGGGGAGAAAAUCCCGGCUUCAGACCUCUGAGUUCAGUUAAAACAAAAAUGUCUUGAGUGUCUUCCAGGUUACUUUGUCUUUUUUUUUUUUUUUGUGCCAGAAUCCCUCUACAUUUCCUCAGAGAGGAGUUUAAAAAAAAAAGCACUGUAAAUUUGGUUGGUAAUUCAGAUUGCUGAAGGAGUGUAAAUUUGAAAUGCAUUUGGGAGUCGUAGCUGUUCCCACUCCCAUCAGUUACACUGGAGUCAUGUUAGAACAGGAUCUCUUCACAGUUUGUAUUGACAAGAGGUAAAACUGUCAGGAUGUACAUACAGGCCCGUCUGUAUUGUUUUAAAACUGAUU
Messenger RNA from Toxotes jaculatrix (banded archerfish), 3907 nucleotides. RefSeq names its product solute carrier family 5 member 6a (gene slc5a6a). Bases 267 to 2195 code for a protein of 642 amino acids. The transcript is spliced from 18 exons. Gene Ontology annotation, molecular function: sodium-dependent multivitamin transmembrane transporter activity. NCBI's taxonomy places the organism in Eukaryota, Metazoa, Chordata, Actinopteri, Toxotidae. The record is from RefSeq and is a predicted model, not a curated record. Gene Ontology annotation, biological process: sodium ion transport; pantothenate transmembrane transport; biotin transport. Gene Ontology annotation, cellular component: membrane.